This is a messenger RNA of Hydatigera taeniaeformis, 534 nucleotides long. The record is from the annotation of a GenBank genome assembly. Lineage: Eukaryota; Metazoa; Platyhelminthes; Cestoda; Cyclophyllidea; Taeniidae.
CUUUUCACAACUAAGUUUUGGCUACUACUUUUGUUUCCUAACCUUCUGAGUCACCUGCCCUUCGGUCCAACAGCCAAAUUCACCCUCUUUAACGUGCUUAUGCGUCACGACUUCGAAGAGAAGGGUCGUGGAAGCGGGGCUUAUCCUCAGCAUCUUUUUCACGGUCUCAACACAAAUUUGGGCAGACGGGUGCGCUGUAUCCUCAAACACCUCUUCCCCGUACCAAAGGAGGAGACAAAACGAGUGGUGGUAUGGUACGAGGAUGAAGAUAUCAUCCGAUUUAGGCAUCACACCUACAAAUACGUUGACAGAGUACUGGAAACCGAGGAACAUGGACCCCGAUUCGACAUGCUAUACAAAAUUUGGCGAGGUCCACUGCACGAGGAGGGCACAGCGGAGGUGGAGUGGGUGUUCCGACCCUAUAUGAACACCGCCUAUAAACGGUGCUUCCUCUCCACCGAAGAGGGUAACGAUACGGACGAUGAACCCGAAGCCGGAGGCACCAACGCGAAGAAGAGACUCAAGGGCCUAUGA